Molecule: messenger RNA, 2786 nt
Organism: Camellia sinensis
Lineage: Eukaryota; Viridiplantae; Streptophyta; Magnoliopsida; Ericales; Theaceae
Product: putative receptor protein kinase ZmPK1
Biological process (GO): protein phosphorylation; recognition of pollen
Molecular function (GO): protein serine/threonine kinase activity; ATP binding
Source: RefSeq, a predicted model, not a curated record
GACGAUGACAGAGGUAUAUCAAUCUGUUAAAACUUCUACAUCAAAUCCACAAACAAGUUUCUAUAAGAACCAACAAAAAUCUGCAGACAAAAAAGCUCUUAACAUGGUUGAGAAAUUUAGCUGCGUUUAAUCCAUAUGUACAUAUUGCUCAACCAAAGCCAAGUUCUUCAACCAUGAAAAACCCAACUGGUUCAAUCAUUUUCUUGUUUCUCACAAUCUCUUUCUUGAUUCCACACACAAAUUCAAAGACUUUGAACCAUUUGAAAAGAGGAUCUUCUCUGUCUGUUGAGGGUGGUUCAGAUGUCAUUACCUCACCAGACAAUUCAUUCACUUGUGGGUUCUAUAGCGUUGGUACCAAUGCCUUUGGUUUUGGAAUUUGGUUCACACAAUCAGCCAAAACAGUUGUUUGGAUGGCUAACCGAGACAAACCCGUCAACGGCCUCGGCUCCAGCCUCUCUCUCCGGCGAGAUGGAGCUAUGGUCCUGACCGAUGUCGAUGGCUUGAUGGCUUGGCAGACCAAUACCAGCUCUACUGAUGUUGAUAGAGCAGAGCUUCUUGAGACAGGCAACCUUGUUUUGAAGAACUCAAAUGGUAACAUUCUCUGGCAAAGCUUUGAUUUUCCUACUGAUACUCUUUUGCCUUUUCAAACAUUUACCAAGAACAUGAAAUUGAUAUCUGGGUUGAGAAAUGGAAGUUUUGCUUCUGGGUAUUUCAGUUUGUAUUUUGAUAAUGAUAAUGUGUUGAGAUUGAUCUAUGAUGGGCCCGAGACAUCGAGCUUGUAUUGGCCUAAUCCUGAUUUGAAUCUCUACCAACAUGGAAGAACAAACUAUAACAGUAGUAGAAUUGCUGUUUUGGAUGAUAUGGGUGUGUUUUUGUCAAGUGAUAGGUUGCAAUUUAGUGCUUCUGAUAUGGGUUUUGGGGUCAAAAGGAGGCUUACUAUGGAUUAUGAUGGCAAUUUGAGGCUUUAUAGCUUUGAUAAUUUGACAGGAUUGUGGGUAGUUUCAUGGGAGGCUCUUACACAACCUUGUAAUGUGCAUGGUUUAUGUGGUAGGAAUGGUGUUUGUGUUUAUGCCCCAGAGCCAAAGUGUUCAUGCCCUCCUGGUUAUGAACUCAGUGAUCCAAGUGAUUGGAAUCAAGGUUGCAAGCCUAAGUUCAAUUUGUCUUGUUCAAUUUCUCAGCAGAUGAAAUUUGUGGAGCUUCCAUGUACAGAUUAUUAUGGGUUUGAUCUUAAUUAUAGCCCAUCAAUUUCAAUUCGAGAUUGCAGGAAACUCUGCUUGGACGAUUGCCAUUGCGAAGCGUUUAGCUAUAGGCUGGACGGGCAGGGGGUAUGUUUCACAAAAAGUGCCCUUUUCAGCGGCUACCAGUCUCCAAGUUUCCCUGGAAAGAUUUACUUGAAACUGCCCAUGAAUGUGGAAGCAUCGGGAGAAUCAGAACAAACAAUAUAUAAUAGCUCCAAACUCGUAUGUAGAUCCACUGAUGCUGAAGUUGUAGUGAGUUUUACUUCAGUCAAAUGGGUUUAUUUGUACGCCUUUGCUUCAGCCAUUGGUGCGAUCGAAAUCCUCAUUGUUGUAACGGGUUGGGUUUUUUUCAUGAGACAUGAUUUGCCAGACACACUUGAAGAUGGGUAUCGCAUGAUAUCGAGUCGAUUCAGAAGAUUUAGCUAUGCCGAACUCAAGAAAGCAACAAAGAAAUUCAAGGAAGAGCUGGGAAGAGGUGGCUCGGGGGCUGUUUAUAAAGGUGUUUUGGCUGAUGAAAGGUUGGUGGCGGUGAAGAGAUUGGGAGAUGCAUUUCAAGGGGAAAAAGAGUUUUGGGCAGAAGUGAGCACAAUAGGGAAAAUCAACCACAUGAAUCUAGUGAGAAUGUGGGGAUUCUGUUCAGAAAAAAGGCACAGACUCUUGGUCUAUGAGUAUGUAGUAAACAGUUCACUUGACAAGCACUUGUUCUCUAACAACUUUCUUGGUUGGAAAGAGAGGUUUAAAGUUGCAAUAGGGACAGCCAAGGCUUUGGCCUACCUUCACCAUGAGUGUCUAGAAUGGGUUAUCCAUUGCGAUGUAAAGCCUGAAAAUAUACUUCUGGACGGUGACUUUGAACCAAAAGUUGCGGAUUUUGGGCUGGCAAAGCUGUCUCAGAGAGGUGGUACUGACUCAGAAUUUUCUCGUAUUCGAGGAACGAAAGGGUAUUUGGCUCCUGAGUGGGCUAUGAACCUACCCAUCACUGCAAAAGUGGAUGUGUACAGCUAUGGAGUGGUGAUUUUAGAGAUGGUUAGGGGAAUUAGACUUUCAAAUUGGGUGGUGGUGGAUGGUGAGGCGGCGGAAGCAGAGCUUACAAGGUUUGUGAGGAUAGUGAAGAGGAAAAAUCAAUGCGGAGAAGAGUCCUGGCUAGCGGAGAUAGUGGAUCCAAGAUUGGGAGGGCAGUUUAGCAGGAACCAAGCAGCAACACUGGUUGAAAUCGGUGUUUCCUGCAUUGAGGAAGAUAGAAACAAGCGACCAACAAUGGCUUCGGUACUUCAAAUUCUAGUAGAGUGUCAAGACGAUGAAUCAAAAGACUACAUUUGAUGCCGGACACACGGACACAACAACUGAUGAAGUUAACUUGGCCAAAUUUCAUCCUUAAAGACUUUCAAAUUUGUGCCUAUGCUACUUUUGUUUUUUUUGUUUUUCCGUUGUUGCUGUUGUUGCUGUGAUAAUCUGAUUUUGAUGCCGCUUUUUUGGGGCAUACUUUAGAACGUUAUAGAAUUCUAACUCAAAAUUUAUUUUUGGGUAAAUUUUAAUUUUUUUUCUUUACUA